Molecule: messenger RNA, 2518 nt
Organism: Neolamprologus brichardi
Lineage: Eukaryota; Metazoa; Chordata; Actinopteri; Cichliformes; Cichlidae
Source: RefSeq, a predicted model, not a curated record
UUAGCUGCUGUGAAAAAAGAGGAAGAAGAAAAGAUAGCAGGGAUGAAGGAGAAAAUGAAAGAGCUUUCAGCUGAGGUGACGUGUCUUACGGAGACCAUCGCCAUCAUACAGGAACAGCUGAAAGAAGACGAUAUGGUUUUGUUGAAGAAUUUUAAAGACACACAAGACCGAUGUAAAAGCAUAGUGCUUGGUUCAGAGAACAUGUCUGGGCUGCUGAUUGACGUGACUAAACACCUCUACAACCUCAAGUACAGAGUCUGGGAAAAAAUCCUGGACCAUGUUGAUUAUACUCCCAUAACCUUAGAUCCAAACACAGCACACCCUUGCCUCAUCCUGUCUGACGAUCUCACUUCCCUGCACUACUCAAAGCAGCCCAGUGUAUGCCCUGACAACCCAGAGCGCUUCCAUAUGAGCGCUGAAGUGGUAGGCAUGACCGCACUAGGCUCAGGAAGUCACCACUGGGUUGUGGAAACAGGAAGUAAUCAUGAUUGGCUCCUGGGUGUUGCCUCCAUGUCUGUACCGAGAAACACAGAGAUCUCCGCCCGGCCCAAGAAUGGCUUCUGGACUUUAUGUUUCCGGGAUGGAGACCUGAGAGCAAUGACCUCCCCACCCAGCCCGCUGACAGUUUCUAGAACACCUAAGCAGGUCAAAGUUCAGCUCGAUUACAACAAGGGAACGGUGUCGUUUUUUGACACCACUGACAACACACUCUUAUAUGCAUUUACACACUCCUUCACUGAACCUUUAUUUCCAUAUUUCUAUACACAGAGCAGUCAUCCAUUGCAAAUACUGCCAGAGAGGGUGCUUGUCACAAUGUUGCGGCAAUAAGUGGACGACUCAUUUAUUCUUUAUCAAGCGAGAAAAUGUAAUCCCGGGAUGAAAUGAAUGUCAAACUAUCAAAGUGGGGAGGAGUGACCUGCUGUAAUGUUACCACUGAAGCAGUCAUUUUACUGUAAUGAGAAUAUUGCUCCUUCUUCAGGCUUGAUGUAUACUCACUGGACACUAUAUCAGGUACACCUUGCUAGUACAAUGUCAGACCUCCUUUGGACUUCAGAACUGCCCUUCUGAACUGCCCUCCAUUCUUUGUGACAUAGAUUCAACAAAGUGCUGUAAACAUUUCUCAGAGAUUUCGGUCUAUGGUGACACAAUAGUGUCACAGUUGUUGCAGGUUUGUCAUCCGUGAUUCAAAUCUCCUGUUCCAACCUCAUCCAAAAGGUGCUCUGUUGGACUGAGAUCUGGUGACUGUGGAGCUAAUCUGAAUACAGUGACCUCACUGUCAUAAAACCCAAUUUAAGAGUAUUUGAACUUUGUAAUAUGCUGUAAUAUCCUGUUGGAGUUGGCCAUCAGCAGAUGUGUACACUUUGGUCAUAAAGCACUUUGAGCGCUCCAGUAGAGUAGAAGUGCAUUAUAUGAGAACCAGUCCAUUUAUCAUAAAGGGAUGGACAUGGUCAGCAAUAAUACCCAAGUGGGCUGUGGCAUUUUAACAGUAUAAAGUGUGCCAAGAAUAUUCCCCACUGAACCGUUGAGACAAUGCAGGAUGGACCCAUGCUUUCAUCUUAUAUUAAAUUCAGAUCCAACCAUGUGGAUGUUGCAUUAAAAGUCAAAACUCAUCAGACCAGGCAUCAUUUUUCCAAUUUUCUAUUGUCCAGUUUUGUUCAGCCUGUAUGAAUUUCAGCCUCAGUUUCCUGUUUUUAGCUGACAGGACCUAAUGCAGUCUUCUGCUGCUGUAGCCCAUCUAAUGUGUGAUUCUUUGAGUUGCUGCUUUGAACUGAGAGGAAAGGCUUACUGAUGCAAUAUAAUCCAUUUUCUUUUGGACCAUUCUCUUUAAACUCUAGAGAUGUCUGUGUGGAAAAAUCCCAUUAGAUCAGCAGUUUCUAAAAUACUCACAAUAUCCCAUCUGGCACCAACAGCAAUCCCAUGUUCAAAGUCACUUAAAUCACCUUCCUUUCUAAUUCUGAUGCUCAAGUUGAACUUCAGUAGGACGUCCUAACCAUGCCUACAUACCCAAAUGUAUUGAACUGCUGCCAUUUGAUUGGCUGAUUAUAUAUUUACUUUAGCAAGCAGCUGAACAGGUGUACCUAACAAAAUGUCCAUUGACUGUAUGUGCAACAAAAGCUAGAAGCUGGUUAGCUUAGGACAAAGCUGGAAAUUUCUACCCUAUCUUUAUCUAAUGUACAAACAUAAUACAUUUUGGUUAAUUGAUUUAGUUCAAAACCACAAGUAUGAGAGUAACUAAUAACUUUACAGGGGUAAGUAGUGUGGAAUAAUAACUUUCCAGAGACCCCAUUAGCUGCUUGUUAUAAAAACCCGUUUAAAAUGAUGAACUGUAAAUUUUACAAUUAGGCUUUAUGUUGGGAUUUAAAGAGGAUGAUAUAACAGGUCUUAAUUAUAAGUUUUAGAGGUGUUGGAAGACAGAUUUAGUUGUUAAGAUGGCUUUUUCAAUUGGUUUGUAUGCUAUGUCUGCUUUAUACAUUUGAGCAUGGCAUGAAUGUUCACUCAGUAGGAAAGCAAAUAUAGA